Messenger RNA from Biomphalaria glabrata, 7193 nucleotides. Its product is annotated as phosphatidylinositol 4-phosphate 5-kinase type-1 alpha-like. The transcript has 22 exons. Lineage: Eukaryota; Metazoa; Mollusca; Gastropoda; Planorbidae. Bases 217 to 2688 code for a protein of 823 amino acids. Gene Ontology annotation, biological process: phosphatidylinositol metabolic process. Gene Ontology annotation, molecular function: phosphatidylinositol kinase activity. The record is from RefSeq and is a predicted model, not a curated record.
AGACCAUGCGCAGUGAAAGUUUAGAAAUCAACAUACAAAUUUUGUGUGAAUUAGUCCUAUACUAUACUCGAUUAGAGCUAAGAGUAGACCAAAUUAAAUGAAAUUUUAAUAAUUACAAUUUAAAUCAUGUAGUAACGGUAAAUUCGCAUAGUGGAUUAUCUCGCUGGGGAAUAACAUAAUUUCGAUUGUUUAAAAUACAGAAAUAAUUAACAGUAAAUGAGCAAAAUGGCCGCAGCCGCCCCACUGUCUGACUCGGCCUCCCAUGUCUCAGAGGCUUUUAGUGGCCAAGAUUUCGACCAAGACGGUGAAGACAAUGACGAAAACAGAACAGAGGCUAACUCUCUGGGUUAUUCAUUACGGGACAAGGACAGAAAGAUAGGACAUCGGAGAGUGGAUAAAUCUGGCAUUGUAUCAUAUAAAAAGAAACCCACUUCAGAGUUGAUGGCCGCCAUCCAGUUGGGCAUUGGUCAAAGUGUCGGUGGCUUAUCAUCCAAACCAGAGAGGGAUGUCCUGAUGCAAGACUUUGGUGUGGUGGAGGUCGUCUUUUUUCCUGGUGAAGGAAGCAACCUGACCCCAGCACAUCACUACAGUGACUUUCGAUUCAAAACCUACGCCCCAGUUGCCUUUCGCUAUUUUCGUGAUUUGUUUGGUAUUCAGCCUGAUGACUUCAUGUUAUCUCUCUGUGACGAACCUUUAAAAGAACUCUCCAACCCUGGUGCCAGCGGCAGUAUAUUUUACUUGACCCAGGAUGACGAGUUCAUUAUUAAAACAGUCCAGCACAAAGAGGCUGAGUUUCUACAGAAACUUUUGCCAGGAUAUUUUUUGAAUAUCAGUCAAAACAAAAGAACUUUACUGCCUAAGUUUUAUGGUCUUUAUUGUUACCAGUGUUCAGGUAAAAAUAUUCGUUUCACUGUGAUGAACAACUUGCUUCCAUCCACGGUCAAGCUCCAUGAGAAGUAUGACAUGAAAGGGAGCACGUACAAGAGGAAAGCCUCCAAGCAUGAACGGUCUAAAAGUUCCCCAACACUCAAGGACCUGGACUUCAUGGACAACCACCCGGAAGGUCUACAGCUUGAGAAAGACACAUAUGACGCAUUGAUCAAGACAUUACAGAGGGACUGUAGGGUUUUAGAAAGUUUUAAGAUCAUGGACUAUAGUUUACUUGUAGGAAUAUACAAUCUAGACUUGGCUAACAAAGAGAAGAAACAAAUCCAGGAAUUCCAGUCCCAACAAUACUGCAACACUUUCAUCACUCGACAUUUCUGGAACAGGCAGUCUCAGUCGACAGUGCAACAGCAGCAAAUACAGUUACAACAAGACAAGGAACAGUCUGAGAAUUAUGGGUCAUCACAGUCCAGGUCUGACAGGACAGACACCCGCAACUCACUACACAGAGGAAAAUCUUUCAAAACAAGAAUCGGCCAGUAUUCAACGCCUAUGGAGUCCAUCCAGGGCGUGACUGAUUUGAAUGAGGAGAUAGAUGAGGACACUGAUGUGCCGUCAGAUAUACAAACACCCCAUUGGCUGAGCAAUUCUCAUGUUUCAGAUUGUCCUGGUGGCAUUCCAGCUCGUAACGCCAAGGGGGAGCGGCUCUUGAUCUACCUUGGGAUCAUUGACAUUCUUCAGUCUUUCCGUUUAAAGAAGAGGCUGGAGCACACCAUGAAAUCUAUAGUCAUUGAUGGGGAUACCAUAUCUGUACACAGACCCAGCUACUAUGCCCAGAGGUUCUUACAAUAUCAUGCUACCCGAGUGUUCAAAAAGACCCCCACAGCUCUCAAACAUUCGCCAUCCAAGAAGAGAUCAUUGGUCAACAAAUCCAAAGGGCAACAGACAUUCCCUGACCAACCAGAAGGUGGUGUGGUGCCCGUCAAAGUGGAGCGGUCCGGCAGGACUAUAAGCUUCUCGGACGAGCAAGCCUCCUCGGGUACUGGUGCUGUUGGAGGCAAACCUGAUCUACUACCAGACAACUCUCACAUCCCAUCAGGUCAGGCUAACCGCUCGCCCUCUCCGAGAAUACAAGGCAAUAACAUCAACGGGAAUUCCAGACAGAAAAAAACCUGGAUACGGUCUGAGGCGUUCAAUUUGACGACUUAUCCUAGUGAAGAUGCUCUCUCUGCAGGCACAGCCUCCACUGCUUCCCUAAGAGGGCUUGGCAGCGGCUAUGGCCAGAGGGGGCCCUCCCCACCGCUAAGUCUGUCUGAGUCGACCCCGACCCACACAGAUUUCACAGAAGGCACGCCCAGUUUCACCAACUCUAGCCCCAGCUGUUGCAGUGAUGUUAUGGACAUGGGAAGCACUAAUCCACUUGAUUCUGUUGGGUUGGACUCUCCUGCUCGCAGUCCUGAUAUGAGGGGGCUAGGUAAACGGCCAGUGCGAGGCGGUGCCAUCUCACCAUCACGCUCUCCGCUUCUUGGCUACACAGAGGCUGUUGUGGUGACAAGCAUACAGGAUCCACAGUCUAGUCAUACUGUGUCCUCUCAAGAGGUCAAAUUUCAAUAUUCACAAACCAGCACUUCUCUGACGUCAGGAGGUGAUGCCAGCGACUCUACAGGCACUACAUCAUCAGCCUCAACAGUUACUGCUUUGACUGUGACAGAAUAUUCUGCGGAAGUUUCAGAGACGAAACCCAGGAAAAACCUGAAAAACUUGCAGAUUGUUAGAAAACCAUUUAGAGUGACACAUUUAUGAGAGGAAGCAGCCUAACUGAAGAUUCUGAGCUGUGAUAGAAGAAGGGAAAAGGGAGAGAAUCCAAACAGAAACAGUGAAGGGGAGAUGACUGAAAACAUUUGAACCCAGGUUGCCAGAUGGAGGCCCAGUGACCCAGUCUACACUUUGUCUUCCCAUCAUUCCACACUAAACAUUUGUUGUUGUUUUUUUUUCUGGAAAUUUUUUAAAGUUUUUUUUUUUAACUACUUAGUGAAAAAAAAAAAGAAAAAAAUUGUUCAGAAUCCUCUGACAUUGACAAGAUUGUAUGGACAAUGUUUGCUGCGAGUUCUCCUGUACAUGUUUCCAAAUCUGAGGUCUUUGAACGUUCGAAGGUUCUGAUCGGAAAAAGAAUGGGGGGGGGGGAAGGGGAUUGAUAUAUUCUUUUGUUCAUCCUAUCAUUAUAAUUAUGUCUUGUGGACAUGAAGCUAUUUAUGUAGGAUAUCCAAGCUGGUUGACCUUGACCUAUGGAACAAGGUCACUAAACCAGCACCAGUGCAGGUCCCGUAUUCCAUCCUCUAGGUCAAUAUAUACAAAUAUAUAUAUAUAUAUAUAUAUCAACAUAAACACCAAUAAACUGAAGUGGUUUCUACAUCAGUUUUUUUUUUUUUUAAAUGGUUAUACUUUUAUUUAUAUAAUAUAUUUUUGGUAUUAUUAUAAUUAUCUUGCAUUUAUUACUAUUGAUUUUUUUAAAUUCUUGUUCUGUUUUUGUUUUGUUGUUUUGUUUUUUCUGUUCUUUCUUUUGUUUUUCUAUGUACAGCUCAAGAAAUAAAAGAAACAAAAAAAAGGUAAUAAACAUUAUUCUAAACAUUUGUCUCUGUAAUAAACUCUCAUAUUGUUAGUGAAUCAUUGUUUUAUAUAUUCAAACAAUUCACAUGCAUUCAUCAUCAGCCUCUGCCUUCUGGUGGUUUAUAUGAGCCAUUGAUCUUAAGGUUAUUUAUCCACUCAAGCAAGUUGUAUGUCAGUGAAGGGAAUAUUCUUGUCUUAGAUGCUGUAUUUUGCCGUGCACAGAAGCUCUUUUUAAAAUUAUAUUGCUAUUAUAUUAAAGAUCCACAACUAAGCUCUAUGAUUCUCUGGCAUGGACAUUAUAAUAUGGCUGGAGUAGUCUCUGUAAGAACGAUUUUAAUUAGAUGUAAGAAUUUUAAGUCCUUAUAUUUAUUUAUUUAUGUUAGUAGAAAAUAAAGUUCCCCUUUCAGACCUUGUGAUCUAUAGGUUAGAUGAUGUUAACGCCAUCUGUUUCUGUUGCUCAUGGUUAAUGAGGGUGUCAUGUGGCCAGCACAAAGACCAACCACCUUUACUUUUUCUCAUCUAAUGUCAAGCCCCCAUUAUAGCUGGGUUAGGUGGACCAGAGUUUUACUGGGCCUUCAAUAUACAAGUUACAUUUUACUUGGUCAUUUAGGGCUGGGUUUUUUUAUUUGCUGGUAUGAAUUUUUUAAUCGAAAAAACAUUGUUAUUACUUUAUGAAGGCUAUUUUUGUAAGUGCAUAUGUGCUGUAACAAGGAAUGAUGAUGUGUUUUGGCAAGCUGCAGUUUUUUAAUAUGUUGAUGAUGAAUAUGUGCAUUUGCUACUGAGUGAGAUAGUUUAUCAGGCAUUAAAUGCUGAAAGCUGCUGAACUAAAAUGUUUUGCAGAUUACAAUUAGUAUUGGAACUGUGAUUGGGACUUAGCUUAUGCUCUCACCAUAAUCUGUGUAUGGAGCCCUACUGUUAAAAAUGGUUGUUUAGGUCAGUGGUGCCUUGCAAAGUGAAGUUAAUUAAAGUGUUUCUAUCUGGUCAAAAGUAUUUGGUCAUUACAUGCACCUCCUCGAUUCCACCCAGUUUUAGUGGGUGACUGGCAUUAUAUAUAACAGUGCUCAUGGAGACUGAUUUUUUUCGGUGAUAUAGUUCCAGUGGAUUCCUUCAUCUUUGUCGGUAUUUACUUAUAGAAGUCAGGUAGUAGCCAAAGUUUAGAUAUAUGAGCAUGAUUGUUUGUGUUUAUAUUAGAUCUAUAUCAUUAAUUAAAAAAAAAAAAUCAAGAAGCCUAGCUCCAACUUGUAAGACAAUUAAGUUUAAUUUUUUCAAGUUCAUGUAUAGUAACUCUUGUUUUGAACAAAGGGAAUAUCAAUUUGAUCUGGUUAAAAGGUCAUUAAAUUGAUUAAUUAAAGAUUGUGAUCAAAUAAAUGUUCCUUAAGUUUCUGUUUAUAAAUUGUGCUUUUUUUUUUAGUUGUCCAAAUUAAUUACUCCAAAUUAAUUAUUUUUGCAUUUCUUUUGUAAACAAUGAAUUAUUAUUUUUUAAAUUAUGAUUCUGAAAAACAAGACAUUCUAUGUUGACAAUGUUAACUUAGAAUCGCAAAAUAAAUGGCUUUAUUAUCCUAAUAUCUAAAAAAAAAAUAAAAGCUUUUCUUUGAGUCCAAAUAUUAUGGAAGAGUGAAUUAUUUGCUGAAAAUAGGUGCAGAGUAUGAAAUGAAGUCUUAAUUAGACAUAUGGCAGACAAAAGCUUUGUCUGUAUUAGAUAUGGCAAUAAUAUGCAGGCUGCAACUGAGUUUGUUUGGUCAUGUAAAAUACUGCACUCAUCUUUAAUCUUCAGAAUGAAUAAAUUUCCUUAUUAUUCUUUUAAUUCCUGUCAUUCUUCAUUGACAAACAUUCUGUAUAUCUCAAACCUUAAAGUAUUAUAAUGAGAGUUUCUAGAGAGUGUGUUUUAUCAAUCUGGGUAACAGACAUAUAAUCAAUGGUUUUCUUUGAUUAAAGAGUAUUUCACAUGGCUUUGCAAUUCUAGCUGUGGUCCACAUAUUUGUCACAUCCAAUAGAGACAAAACUUGCCUGCCAAUGGUUGACUAAGUUCCUCUUUUCACCAUCUAUGCCUGUCUUCAGCAGUUUUGGGCUUAAUAACAGCUUUUGGGCAUAAGUUUGCCAUUAGUACUAGUUUUGUAGAACUGAGGUUUAGGGAAUGUAAGAAAUGUCCCAAGCAAUGAAAAAUUUUCUAAAGUUAGAUUACUUCCAUACAAAUGAUGCAUUGGCUAGACUAUCCACUAAUCACUACAAGAUGGCAGCCUGAAAGAUGAUAGAAUGGCUUAUUAAAGCUGAUUUAAGACCUUGAUUUCUUUGCUUUCACAAACUAUAGUCAUCAUCCUGUGUCCUGUAUACUCUUGAAACAAAGACCCCUCAUAAAAUAAACAUAAGGAGACAAAGUGUAGUGGAUUCAGUUUGAAAGAUUGUAAAAAUAACGUUAUGUUCCCUUGUCUAAACCAGUUGGAAAGAUUCAUUGUUUGAACUGAGCAUAUUAGUAAAAAGGAUUGUAAGUCUUCAUGACGUGUGUAUUAUAGAACAAAUGAAUCAUGUUUCUUGGAUUUCUAUGAUAGUUUUGACUCUGACAUAAUGGGUCAGACUUAAGCUUUUGUAUAAAUCUUUUUUCUUUUUAUAAAUAUCAACAUGUGUGUUUUGCUUUAAAUGUUUCAUUUCUUUUAGAACUGAUACAUUUUUUUAUUUUUUUUUUUACCAGAGAUGAACGUGUUUCAACAUUCUAAAAAAAAAGGCAUUUUGUGUACUUUGAUGUCAUUUAUCAUCUAUGCUUUGUUAAACUUCAAACAUGCCAUUACUGUGAUGGGAUGAUUGCAGUUUUGAGAUCCAAUGUUGUCUUCUGUCUGGCUUGUUGGGAAUGCUGUACAUUCUCAUGAUGACUAAACAUCAAAUUUUUCAUUAUCCAUACAUGCCAGUGCUGUUGUGUCUACUGUAUUAGAUAUUUAGGUGCUACUCAGAGAUUUGUUAUAUUAACUACUAGGCAUGUUGAUUGUUGACCAGGUGUUUUACAUCUUGUACAGUUCUCUUCAAUGUUUUGUUGUACAUAGCAUGAGACGUAUUUGUAGUCUUGGUGUGAUGUUUAGACAGCGGCUUGUAUGCAACAAUCAAAUGUACUGUCUGAUACAUGUUAUUUUAGUAAAUCUUUGAAGGUUUGUCUUGUUUCCUUUCAUGUGGUAUACUAGUUUUUGUUUAUUCCUUGGUAUGCAAUAGGAUUAACUUUAUUGUUUAUUCUCAACCCAGCUUCAACACUAUUCACAUAUCAGUGAUGAAACCAGUCCCAUUAUCUUAUAAAUUUGGUCUGUGCAAGUUAAAAUGUUUCAAUUUUUUUUUUUUUAAGUUCUGGAACUAAAAUAAUCAACUAGUAAAUUUGUAGGAAAUAAUUGUGUUUUUUUUAAUUGAGAAAAACAAAUUUGGUUGAAGAUGUUGUAAAUGUGACAUUUGUUUCUGCUAUGAAGUCAUUUGAUUUGCACAUUCUACUAAUUGACAAGCAUUGUAACUGCACUGUUCUCAAAUAAUAGAUUAAGAAGUAUUGUUAAGAAAAGUGUGAAUGUAACAAAUAUUUAGGUCCAUAUGUAGAGACAAGUUUGAAAGUGUGAAUGACCAAUGGAAAUAGCUGACCCUGGUCUAUGUUAAUUGGAUAUUCAGCAUUUGAUUGCGCCAUGUGCCCAUUUCUUUUGAUUUUCUCGUCAGUAAUUUAUUAAAUUUGUUUUCAUUCA